AUGUCCGCCGAUCACGUACGUGUGGACUAUAAAGUUGAACUGAAUGAUGAACAGGAUGCCGGGAAAUGGUGGUGCAUGUUCCGUGGACAAAGUUCCGAUCCGAUCGAGCUUCAAUAUCAGCCAGCAGAGAAAAAAACUGUGGCUCUACCGCAGUUGAACCCCGAAACUACAAAAACCCCUGGUUCCCACAACACUACCCACGUUGUGCCGUUAAACGGAAAUGGUUCUGCAGUGAAACUCGUGGUGAAAAACGCCACUCAUGAGACACAGUCUAGCAUUGUAGAUACCGAUCUCUUAUUCGGUUUUCGAUGGUUCAUCGUCUAUGAGAAGUUCCAUCACGAGACCUACACUCCAACAUAUAUGCGUACUGUGAAUGAAGUACUAGAUACCACCAUCCCUACACAAGGAAGACGCUAA
Echinostoma caproni is the source of this 417-nucleotide messenger RNA. The record is from the annotation of a GenBank genome assembly. Lineage: Eukaryota; Metazoa; Platyhelminthes; Trematoda; Plagiorchiida; Echinostomatidae.